AUGAGCGGUGAAGAUUUGUUAACAAAAUUCGAUGACUUGGUGAAGAGAUUCAGAAGCGAAUUCAACGAUAUUAUUGAAGCGGAGCGAGCCAAAAUGAAGGCGGAACUAGACGCUUACAACGCAGAAAAGCAAAGAAUGAAAGCCGUCGAAGUCAGCGACAGCGAUAUCAUACACCUCAACGUUGGUGGUCACAAAUUGACCACAAAAAGAUCUACUCUUUGUCAAGUAGAAGGUUCGCUGCUCGCCUCAAUGUUCAGUGGACGUUGGGAGGACAGUCUCGAGCGCGAUCAAGAUGGCGCAGUAUUUUUCGAUUUCAACCCCCAGUGUUUUGUUCUUAUAUUAGAUUAUCUGCGUGCGAAGAAAAUUGCCACACCAGAGAAUCCAGCGCCAUUGCCGAAAGUUGCCGAAGACCAAGCAAAAUAUUUUAAUAAUCUUCUCGAAUACCUCGGUUUAAGCGAUGAAAUCGUGCCCGCUGAAAAAGUGCCUAGCGAGAAAUUCAAUCAACACAGCAGCAAUGUAGUUACUCUUCAGGAAGGCGGGACAGUUGCAGUUCAUGGUCCAAAUAAUGGACAUAGUUAUGUUCUGGGUGAAAAUGUCUACCAACAAGGCAACAAUCGUUUCAGGUUGAAGUUGGAGUCGUUGAAAAAUAAUUUUUGGAUGUUCGUUGGCACAGCGAAAGCGGAUGUUGUACCACCGAAUAAGGAUUCAUGUUCAUGGCCUGGUUCAUCUGGAUGGGCUCUCGGUAGCAGUGGUCAAGUAUGGAAAGACGGGUCAGAUACGUAUGAUAAUGCUUUAAGUAAUCUCACUAAACAAGGCGACACGGUUGAGUUAGUCUUGGAUUGUGAUGCUGCCAAGCUGUCUCUACAUUUGUCCACUGGUCAACGAUUUCACAUCGAAAUACCCAAGUCACAAACCUGGAGACUGAAUGUAAAUUUGUAUGGUGCAAAUGACAAAAUACGCAUCAUCGAUGACAAUGUAUAG
Messenger RNA from Paramuricea clavata, 981 nucleotides. The record is from the annotation of a GenBank genome assembly. NCBI's taxonomy places the organism in Eukaryota, Metazoa, Cnidaria, Anthozoa, Malacalcyonacea, Plexauridae.